AUGGAAAACUCUAUUCAGCCCGAGUGCUGUAAACGCCAUCGUUCUUUCGACUUAUGUAAUUUGGAUAAUGAUUCUUCAGUAUCAGCAAAGCUUGAUGUUCAGUGGAAUAACAACCUCUGCACUAAAUUGCAGGCACUUAAUGAAGAUCUCGCAAUACUUGGAUUGAAACCAUUUUUUCGGAAAUCCGAUUCGUUUGUCCCGACUAUUGAUCUCAAUGCCUUAACUUCUGCCUUCUCUAAGUUAUUUGAGCGCCAUAUUCAGAGUCUUAAUUCUAGAGGAGGUUUAGAUGAAGCCAUUUCUCGUAUAAAAGCAGAGCUGGAGUAUUCACAUACCAUGCAUGAACGGUGUAAGGAAGAGCUGCAUUCUGUUCAGUGUUCGCUAAGCCAAUCUAAAGAACGUGAGCGUCGAAGUGAAGCAGAGAAAACAGAUCUCUCUAACCAAAUUCGCAAGCUUAAGGAUUCUAUUCGUCGACUUGAAUCGGAUUUUCAAAUUCGCAACACUCAGUUUCAGCACGAAAUUCUUAAGUUGCAGAAGGAGAACGGCACAAUGAGGGCAAGAUUUAUCAAUCAUUUGAAAAAACCUAUGGCUUCUACUCGCAGACCUCCCAUUCCUUCUCAACCUUGUACUGAAAAUACUAAGAGUGAGCUAGAUCUGGCACGAUGUACGGUGGAUCACCUGUUAGCUCGAGAAAAUGAACUCUUCCAUGAGAACCGUGAGCUUAGAGACCUAAUUUCUGUUCUUUCUUCUCGGAUGCUUCGUUUUUCUCAAUAUCUGCAUGACAGACGUCUGGGGGUGAUUGGCGGCGAAGGCGACAAUGAUGGAUUUCAAGAUUUGGAGCCGGAGGAGACAUCUUUGGAUGGAUCAACUGAAUGUGCAAAUUCAAGCAGUUCUGAUGAGUCAACAUAUGAAGGCAGGGUUUCCCAUUGUUCGCCUUCAGAUAAUCUGAGAGAGGGCCCUUCGCGUAGGCGAAAAUCGGCGAAUGUGCGCCACCUCUUACUGGAGAUGCCCUUCAGCAUGGUUCGAAAUCGCCUGACAUGCCGGGUGCAUCGGCUAUCAAGACGCCUCUGGAAGGAAAUAAAAACUCUCAUGCAGACACAGAAUGAUAACCCGUCGAUGGCCAGUAGUGGAUCGCAAAUGGGACCUGAGCUUGAGGAGAAGCUUGAAGCAUGUAGACUAAGAUCGGCACAUUGCGAUGAGGAAUUGAAUAAAAGUAAUGACAAAUUAUCGGUUAGUUGA
Molecule: messenger RNA, 1236 nt
Organism: Rodentolepis nana
Lineage: Eukaryota; Metazoa; Platyhelminthes; Cestoda; Cyclophyllidea; Hymenolepididae
Source: the annotation of a GenBank genome assembly